Molecule: messenger RNA, 1547 nt
Organism: Podarcis raffonei (Aeolian wall lizard)
Lineage: Eukaryota; Metazoa; Chordata; Lepidosauria; Squamata; Lacertidae
Product: galactoside alpha-(1,2)-fucosyltransferase 2-like
Exons: 2
Coding region: 321-1547 (408 amino acids)
Biological process (GO): carbohydrate metabolic process
Cellular component (GO): membrane
Molecular function (GO): galactoside 2-alpha-L-fucosyltransferase activity
Source: RefSeq, a predicted model, not a curated record
AGGAGGCCUCCCUUCUUCGCAUUUACAGUUAGGAAUGUCUUUGGUUAUGCAAAUACAUUUAAAAAAAAAUAGACCGAAAGACUAAUUUCAAGUAAUUAGCAACAAUUAAUUUAGAGACAAAGUUGAUGUAAAAAUGCACAAAUUUCCAGAAACAAGGUUAGACUACAUAAGUGAAGAAAAGGAUUUGCAUAGUGCAAAGGCUGGCUUUACUUGAAGUAUCCUUCUAGGCAUUUGUGUAGUGGCUUUUAGGCUUAUAAAUUUAAAAUUGAACUUGAUAUAUAUUAUGGACAUGUAUAGCAUAAAGGGUCACAUUGCCAUCUAUGUCACUGCUGAUGUACAACAGUGGUUGUGUUCUGCAUGUUGAUCUUACCUGUCUUUUCAUCCUACUUGGCUCUUCCUUUAGGUGUUCCUAUUAUGCAGGUAUGGCUCUCUCACAAAGAUGUUCCUUCAGCCAACCUGUCCUCUUAUUCUUCCUCUGCUUCUUUGGCCUCCUGUCCCUCUCUACAUUCUUGUACUUGUCUGAAAAAAUACCAUAUCAGCAGUGGAGGAUCAGCUUCAAGAAUGCACCCAGUUUCCCAGGGAUGGGACCUCCUUCUUGCCUAACGGCCACCACCACUUCUUCUCGGUCAUACUAUAACACCACUUCUUCCAGGUCAUCCUCUAAGACAAUGGAUAGUGGUAUAUGGACAGUGAACUCCAUUGGCCGUUUGGGAAACCAGAUGGGGGAAUAUGCCACCCUCUAUUCCUUAGCCAAGAUGAAUGGACAUCAAGCCUGUAUUUAUCCUGCCAUGCACCAGUACCUCUCACCAAUAUUCCGGAUCACUUUGCCUGUGAUCAAUGCUGAAUUGGACAAAAAGAUCCACUGGAAGGACUUUGGUCUGCAUGACUGGAUGUCAGAGAGUUAUAAACACAUCAAAGGCAAGUACGUCCGGCUGACGGGCUUCCCAUGUUCUUACACCUUUUAUCACCAUAUCCGCCAAGAGAUACUUCAGCAGUUCUCCUUCCAUGACCACAUCAAGGAAGAAGCCAAUCAAUAUCUUCAGAAGCUAAGAGGGCAGCGCCAGGAGGUGACAUAUGUUGGAGUGCAUGUCCGCAGAGGGGAUUAUGUCUAUGAGAUGCCCAAGAUCUGGAAAGCUGUGGUGGCUGACAGAGGCUAUUUGGAGAAAGCCAUGAACUAUUUCAGAGAGAAGUACCCCAAUCCCAUCUUUGUGGUGACCAGCAAUGGGAUGGAGUGGUGCAAGAAAAACAUCAAUGCCUCCAGAGGGGAUGUGUAUUUUUCUGGGGAUGGGCGCGAGUCCUCUCCAGGGAGGGAUUUUGCUCUCCUUGCUCAUUGCAACCACACAAUAAUGACAAUUGGCACUUUUGGCUUCUGGGCUGGCUACCUGGCUGGUGGGGAGACUGUCUACUUGGCCAACUACACCCUCCCAGACUCUCCCUUCCUUAAGUUCUUCAAGCCCUCGGCAGCCUUUUUGCCUGAAUGGAUUGGAAUCCCAGCGGACCUUUCCAAUCUGCUGUCCAGAAGACAGAAACUUGAGGAGACAAUGUAG